UCAAAAGCCGCCCCUGUUUGCAGUAUGGACAGAGUUCUUCACCUCACUAACCAGUGCACCAUAUCCUGGAGAUCUGCAGCAUACUGAUGCUGUACAGGACAAUGUUUCAGCAUAAUUGCCGCUUCGCCGACAUUCAUUUGGAUUGAUAUGAUACCGAGAGGAAGCUGGUUACGCCAGUACUUGCACACAUUGUGUUUUCUUACGUCCUGUACAGCAGAUUUAUGCAGCUGGAGAGGAAGUGGUCUGGUGGGCUCGCCUCUCUCGGGGUCAGUGCAGCAGGUGCGGCUUCGCUGUUCCGCAGGUUCGGUCACGUGGUUUUCCCCGCGCCACGCUCUGCGGAUCGUGCUGCAGGCGAACGUGUGGAGCGCGCGCCAUGCCGCCGUGUGCGUUAAAGCGCUGCGGGGUUCUCGCGGUGCCGCGAUGUACGUGGAGCGAGCGGCGAGCCUGGACCUCCUGCUGCAGGAUGGGGAGUCUCCGGAGCAGGUACGCUGCUUCCGCGCGCACAAAGCACAGAGUACCGCCAUCUUCCUUCAGGCCAGCCCGCAGAGUCGCGCGGGUCCGAGUGUCGUCGGGUUCCGGUAUGAGCUGCUGCGCGAAAAUAGCAACGUUACAGAGGUUCAAACAAGCACAAUGCAAGCUGCUUGUCGGCCCUGCAAUGACUUGGAAAUACUGAAAGCCAUCUGCAACAGUGACUUUGUGGUCCAUGGAUCCAUACGGAAUGUGUCCCAUGAUUCUGAGCGGCAGACCUCUGUGAUAGAGGUGCAGAAAGGCAGGGUGUAUCGGCAACGGAGCGGAGUGUUUGAGAGAGAGCCAGACCUCUCAGGCUCCUGGCAUGGGCACAUCCACACACUUCUGCAGUGCGGUGUUAAAGCAGGAGCUGGUCAGUUUCUCUUCACCGGAGCUGAACUCUUUGGGGAGGCUUGGCUUGGCUGUGCUCCUCGAUUUACAGACUUCCAGAAUCUCUAUCAUUCAGCCAAGAGGGUGCAUCUGAUGCCAUGUGAUAUUUCCAUAGACUGAGGAGAAGAUUCUUAAGAUUUUCUGUAAUAAUAAUGUAGUAACUGUUCAAAGCCAUUUGAGGAGAAAUUGACACUUGAAGCAGA
This is a messenger RNA of Ictalurus furcatus (blue catfish), 1100 nucleotides long. RefSeq names its product meteorin-like protein. The coding region runs from base 148 to 1017 and encodes 289 amino acids. The record is from RefSeq and is a predicted model, not a curated record. NCBI's taxonomy places the organism in Eukaryota, Metazoa, Chordata, Actinopteri, Siluriformes, Ictaluridae. The transcript has 4 exons. Gene Ontology annotation, molecular function: hormone activity.